AUGAGAGCUAUUCAAACUCAUGUGCUAAUCUUCUUCAUCUUAGUCAUAAUCGCAACAACGUCAACAAGAGCCCAAGAGAUCAGUCCUCAUCAUCAUCAAAACAACCAUGACCUCUCCAUCGCAAUAGAAGAAAUGGAGAAAGCAAACUACUUCUCAUUCGUGAUGCUCAUCAACAUGUUACACUCCACAAACCCUAGACUCUUAUCCAAUAUCACAUUCUUGAUGCCAAAGGACAAAACCCUUUCAAGAUCAAACAUUAUCCAACAAGAUUCCGUCUCCGAGUUCUUGCUUCGCCACUCGAUCCCUUCUCCUCUUCUCUUCGAGCAUCUCAAUCUCAUCCCCAACGGCUCCAUUGUUCCAUCCUCUUUACCACAUUACACAAUCAAGAUCACAAACGGUGGAAGAUUAAACUACUUUGUCAACAACGUCAAGAUCAUAAGCCGCAACAUUUGUAGCUUAGGUUCUAUCAAAUGCCAUGGCAUCGACGGUAUAUUACCAUCUCCAAGUGCUGUCAACGAUGAUUCUCCUCGUGGAAAUCACACUUCACCGUUCAUUUCUUGCCCUAGUAGUCAUGACAACAAUAGUGAGCACGAUAGUCCUCAUAACAUUAGUAGUGAUCACAAUAGUUCUCGUCCUGAUGAUCAUAAUCAUGCUCAUAUUGCUCCUCCUCCGACCAGUAGUACAACUCUUGUGCCAAAAUCAGAUUCUUCUACGAUUCGUGAGGAGUAUACGCCAGGUUUUGUGCUUCUUCUCGGAUUACUAUCGGGCGUGAUGGGAAUAGGAAUGGCCAUGUAA
Eruca vesicaria subsp. sativa (arugula) is the source of this 795-nucleotide messenger RNA. NCBI's taxonomy places the organism in Eukaryota, Viridiplantae, Streptophyta, Magnoliopsida, Brassicales, Brassicaceae. The record is from the annotation of a GenBank genome assembly.